Molecule: messenger RNA, 2420 nt
Organism: Thunnus maccoyii (southern bluefin tuna)
Lineage: Eukaryota; Metazoa; Chordata; Actinopteri; Scombriformes; Scombridae
Gene: adad1
Product: adenosine deaminase domain containing 1 (testis-specific)
Exons: 13
Coding region: 181-1878 (565 amino acids)
Biological process (GO): adenosine to inosine editing; RNA processing
Cellular component (GO): cytoplasm; nucleolus
Molecular function (GO): double-stranded RNA binding; double-stranded RNA adenosine deaminase activity; tRNA-specific adenosine deaminase activity
Source: RefSeq, a predicted model, not a curated record
GCUCGAGCAUCUUUUAAAAAUCAAACUAUUUAAAAAUGUGUUGUGUUGUUGUCGAAUUGAAGGUUUUACAUACUUUAAAUACACACUGUGAAUUAGGACAAGUAGCGCUUUGAGGGCGUGGUCAAACUUUGAGCACAGUAUAGUGUUUUCCUCUUCUCAACGACUGAAAAAGCUUUCUGGAUGUUGCCAUCUGGUGUGUCGUUUCGUGGUUCCAGAGGAGCCUGUUUUGCACAAAUUCUCAUGAAGAAUUUGCCUGCAUCGUCGUCAGGACUGACUAAAUCAUGUGAACCUCCGUCCACCCUGCCUGGUCCUGGCAAAGAUGUCUUUGACCAACAAGUGAAAAGUACAUUCAAAUCUGGUGCUCCUGACAAGCCAAAAGCCACAACUAAAAUGCUGAUUGACAGAUACAAGCGCGGCGAGACGAAUGCUGUGUCCUUGCUCCAUCAGCUCGCCCAGGUUUUGCAGUUCCACCUGGAAAUGAAGGAGACAGUGACCACAGGCAACAUACUAGGGCUUUAUUUUGCCUUUUGUGUGGUCAUUGAUGGGGUUGAGUACAAGACUGGCAUGGGAAUAACCAAAAAGGAGGCCCGGCUAAAAGCAGCGGAGCUUGCUCUGCAGGACCUGCUACCCACCUUGGAAAGUCUGAAGUCUGUUCUUCCUGGGGCGUCAGAUGUUCCUCCACCCCUGCCAGUAAAAGAGGAACCCUCCAUCUCAGAAGUCCAUCCUUAUAGAUCUAUUCAUGAAAGGAAGAAUUCCGCCAACCUCCAGUUUCCACAGGCCGUCAGGGAUCAGCUCACUAAACUGAUGAACAGCCACCCAGAGUUCUCUGUCUGCGCGGGCACCACGGCAGCAUUCAUCGUUCAGACUUCCGGCGGAUGUGAAGUGGUCGCUCUCGGCACCGGGAAUUUCAAUACCAAAGAGAGCGCAUCGAUGAGCGGACGCAUUGUGCAUGACUCGCAUGCAGUGGUAACUGCAAGGAGAUCACUUAUGAGGUUCCUGUACCGGCACCUGCUGAUGUUCUUCAGCAAAACAGCCAAUCUGACGGAGAAGUCGAUCUUCCAGCAGAACAGCAUGAGUGGCCUCCUCAGCCUGAAGAGUGGCAUCACCUUCCACCUCUAUGUGAACCAGCUGCCAAAGGGCGCUGCUCAGAUCCCCUCCAAGCUGCGCCUGAACCCGCUCUCCAUAUCAGCAUGGCAAGUCAACAACGAGAUCAGCCUACACCUAUCAGUGGAGGGCAAGGUGUUCUCAGUUUUCUCAUCAGCCUUUGAGCACUCUGCUUCCAAGGUGGUUAGCAUGUCCACCACAGACAAAAUUACCCAGUGGCAAGUGUUGGGCUACCAGGGAGCCUUGCUCAGCCAUUUCAUCGAGCCCGUCUACGUCCAAAGCAUCCUCAUAGGUGACUCAGGUUGCAGUGAUAUUCGCGGCAUGGAGAUCUCUGUUAGCCAACGCGUGGAGGGGAUCACCUCCCAGCUGCCCAUGUUCUACUGCAUGAUGAGGCCCCACAUCAGCUUGGUGCCUUCUGUGGCUACCAACAGUGCCAGCGGUGGUCAUUUGACCUAUGGCAUCAACUGGAGUGAAGGAGACAGCUCCCUAGAGGUUGUGGAUGGUCUGGAGGGAAGGACCAUAGAGGAGUCUCCCUUUAAGAGUGGUCCUGCUCUGGCAAGCCGUCUGUGUAAAGCAGCAAUGCUGCACCGCUUCAAGUUGGUGGCCAAAGAGGCCCAGAGGCAGGAUCUGCUGGCCACAAGCUCCUACAGAGAAGCCAAGAGGAUGGCGAAGCCAUACCAAGAGGCGAAGAAUGUGCUGAGGGCUUACCUCCUGCAGCAGGGCUUUGGUUCCUGGUUGGUCAAGCUUUCGGUUAGUGAUAACUUCAGCAUGUGAAUAAAGACACUUUAUCACUGGAAAAAGUCUGCAUUCUGGGAGCAAUUGUGUUCAAAACUUUAAAAGCAAGUUUACUUUGCGAGAAACACUUGUUGCUGGUAAUAAGUUUCUGUUGUGGUUCGUUCAUGUUUUAAGAGCAGUUUUGUGUUUGUGAACUCUGUCUGUGGUCUUCAGCCCUGAAGAUUAUUUUCAAAAGAGAAAUACAAAUACAAUAAAUUUGUAUUUUCAAAAAAAAGAAAGCCAUUUAUAAGGCAAACAACAUUGUUUGCAGCCCAGAGCAGGCCUUUUUCUGUUACGCUUCUUUCAGUUGAUAUAUUUAUGUAUAUACACUGAAUAGGGGGAUGCGCUACCUGUAUUGUUUUACUGUUCAAAAUAGUAUUUCAUACUAUUGUGUGUAAAGGAAAUGACCUUGUAGAGUAUAUGGUCAUAACUUUUGUAUCCUACUUUUGCAGUCCUUUAUGGUCCUGGAGGCUCUGCAGCAUUACAAUUAAAUUAUGUUGUAAUUGUUACAUAAAAGACCAGCGUUUGGUCUCAUGAAGUUA